Molecule: messenger RNA, 996 nt
Organism: Fusarium falciforme
Lineage: Eukaryota; Fungi; Ascomycota; Sordariomycetes; Hypocreales; Nectriaceae
Exons: 4
Coding region: 1-996 (331 amino acids)
Source: RefSeq, a predicted model, not a curated record
AUGUCUCUACCGUUGAAAGCCAAGGUCUCUGUCAGAGACAACUGGACAAACUCCGAUAGCCCUGCGCAAAAGGCCAUCAAGGCCCUUAAGGAAGUGCUCGGCCUCGAGGUUCACUGUGAGCCCGAAUGGCCGAUUCUCGUCUCCGAGCUGGACAAUGUCUGGGAGGACAAGAACCAGCUCAUCGCCUCGGUGGCAUCUUUUCUGCAGACCUGGUUCCAGGUUCUGACCGAGUUGCUUGAUGACGAGAGUCAAGAAGAGUGGGCGGAUAAGCUGUUGACCAAGAUCAAUGAGCUUUGCUCUAGGUUGAACCUGAUUGUCGAGAUUUCUGAGAGUGUGCAUGCCUCUACACAAUGGUCCGAUGGACGCCUAGGCUUUGUGCUUUCUCUACCCAACACUCAGGUCUACCAGCCAGCACAAUUUGCCGGCGUCUUCAAAGAGCAGCUCCUCGACUGCUUCGAAGCCAAGAAGCCCUCCAAGCCACUACCCAUUCACUCCACUACCGGAGAUGAGUGGGCUGACGUCGGCGUCGAGGAAGCCGUAGAGCAGCCUGCGAAGCAGCCACAGACAAAGAGCCAGCCAUCGACUGUGGAUUAUCUGCCUGAUCCCAACACCAUGCCCAAGCCUGGCACUCUUCUUCAAAAGACUCCUUACCAUCUCUUUGUCUAUGCGGCUGGAAAGAACAAGAUCGAGAUUGAGUCUAGUCACAGCCAGACUCUCGAGGUUCUGUCCGAGUACCUCAAGAGAUGGUGCAGAAUCAACCCAAAUCUGACGACCAAGCCCCCUGCGGUAGAGAUCGAGCUGAACCAUGGAACUUCUGGCUUCGGAGUGUCCUAUGACAGACUCACUUUGUUUUGCGAGAAUCGGUAUGGAAGCGUCUUUACCAUCUCGGCUACCAUGAUCUUGAAUUUGGUCGAGGGCGUUUUUGGUUACCAGCAGGUUUAUAGCGAUGCAUGCACUUGGCACUAUCGCAGGGACACACCAUUCAAGAAGGUGUAG